Angiostrongylus costaricensis is the source of this 2592-nucleotide messenger RNA. NCBI's taxonomy places the organism in Eukaryota, Metazoa, Nematoda, Chromadorea, Rhabditida, Metastrongylidae. The record is from the annotation of a GenBank genome assembly.
AUGUUCCAGCAGUUACGAUUUGGACUUAAUCCGAUGUCAUUCCUUCAAGUAGAAAAAAAGAAAUUUCAGAUACACCAGUAUCAAGUCACAAUCGCAAAAAUGAGUGCACGUAGAACUAGUGUUGUGAAAAACAGAGAGCAGGUGUGUGAUAUUUUCUGGCAAUGCGUAAGGCGCAAUGAAGACUUCUUCGGACCAUACUACGAGAUCACUUUUGAUGACUACGCAAGUGCGUUUUCUAUAAAUCAGUGGAAGUUUAGGAAUGAAGAGAAUGAAAAAUUUGAGUGGAGAUGUUCAAGUUCAAACAAGAGAGUAACCCUCACGGUCAGCUAUGUAUCUCACUUUAAAUUUGAUAUUAAUGCUGACGAUGUUGCCCAGAGAAAUCUGUCUGCAACAGUAGUCAAGUCGCUUGUUUCUCAACGUGCGCGAUACUUCCCUGCAGAAGGUGAUAAUGACUGGACGUUCAUAAAUCGUUGGAAAUCGUGCUCUGGUUCUCUGUACUAUAUUCCUCGGGUUUCCACUGAUCCAAAGGUCUACAUAGACGCCGGUGUACGUGCAUGGCUUGGCGUCUAUCACUCCGUGAAGGUUCUUCAAGAUCGGAAUCCAGCGCUUUGUUUCGGAUUGGUAAAUCGAUUGUUCUAUGAAUUGGAUAUGGGUCUUGUGGAUUUUUAUUGUGAAGUCCUAAACGAGACUGGAUUGUAUCGACAGGGGCACAGCAGUUCUAGGAAUAUUAUGAGAAAAAUGGCCAUGAACCAAACUCAGAGGAUUAAAAUGAACAGUCUCCUUCGUGGAGUUCGUUUGAAAACCAGUGAAGCGCUGUGUGCUGAUAGGACCAACUGCUACAGUUUGAAGGAGCGUCGUGUUACUUUUGUCAAGGUGCAUGAUUUUUGCGCACAAUCUUACAAAAUGGCUCGUUGCUGUAAUGUACAUGGAAGUCCGACAAUGGCAGAAGUUUAUUAUGGAUUAGGGAGAAAGCUUGAGUUUCCGUAUCUACCGCUUUGUGAAGUAGGAAAGGGAAUGAUAUUGCCAUUAGAGGUGCUUCGCUUGUGUGAUAAACCACAACGCUAUUCAAAAAUGCUUAGCGAAUCAAUGGCAGUGAAAUUCAUCAAGGGAGUUAGCCGAGAACCACAUCAGCAUAAGCAACUUGUAGAACAUAUUUUCAACACGAUGGAGUUCGACGUUGCGGAUACUGUUAAGUUUUUGAAUGCAUUCAAGAUUGGAAUUAUUCCAAAAAUGAUUCAGUGCGAUGGGACAGUCCUUGAUUCUCCAGUUGCUAUUGAUAAGGAAAGAAAUGAGGUUCCUAUGACACCUGAACGUGCCAUCAAAAGGAAAGAACUUAAUGGUGAGUUGGAUUCGUCCACUAAUGUGUUCAGAAAGCAAUUUUUCGAAGAUAUGAUUGACAAAUGUCGCGAACGUGGUUUGUGCAUGGCUUCCGAACCUCUUCGGGUGUACCACAACAUUACUAUAGAUGGAUUUGAGAAAUGCGUCAAGGACGCAACUAUACGCUUUUCCAAGCUACAGCGUGAAGCUGGUGACCGUAACAUGGAGAAAAUCCUUCUUGUGAUUGUCAUAAACGAUCGUACUUACCUUGGAAAUAAAUAUGCAAAUGGCCUGAAUUCUUAUGGAUUUAUUAAAUCAAUCUGUGACAACAAUUACGGUAUUGCUAAUCAAGUUGUUGACGCUUCCACGGUUAUUAGAGCGACAUUGACAGAAACGAAGUACGACGAACAGACAAUUUACUACAACAUUGCGUUAAAGAUUAACGCGAAGUUAGGUGGGAUCAACCAGGCUGUUAUUUUCGACGACGAUUCAAGAUCCGCUGAUGCUCCACGGAAGGAUGCCGUAAUGUACGUAGGAAUAGAUGUUACGCAUCCAACCACCAACGAAGAUGAUGACAUCUCUAUCGCUUGUGUGGUUGCCAAUAUUGAUUUGGCUGCUACGCGGUACGUAAGUAAAAUAUCGGUUCAAAUGCGCGCAAGAGAAACGAUCGAACGCUUUGACAUCCAGUUUCGUGAAUUAAUGUUCAAUUUCCGCGAGCAUACAGGGGUAUGGCCUCGUCACGUAGUAAUUCUGCGAGACGGGGUGUGCGAUUCUGAGAUGAUACGGACCGCUUCAGCAGAGUUGCGCUUUAUAAGAAAGUCAUGGGAGAAGUUGACUGACGAUUGCCCUGAUUCAAAACCCACCUACACCUAUAUCACAAUUCAGAAACGUCACCUCACUCGCUUCUACCAGCCAGGUGAUGGUCAAGAUGGAUACAAGACUUACGUAAACCUGCCUUCUGGUACUGUGGUCGACAAUGUAGUGGUCUCUCCAAUUCUCUUCGAUUUCUAUAUGGUUUCACAAAUAGGAGUUUUGGGAACUGCUCGUCCUUCCCACUACACAGUAGUUUUCGAUGAGUGGGGUCUCAGUGCCGACAAAAUCUAUGUUUGUUUAUGUUCUUUGGCUUUUAUUUCUUUCGCUAUGACGUAUAUGAUUGUUGUUGUCCAUCGAAAUGUGUUUGUCAGUCUUAGCGAAGAAGACCUUGACAUGAGGAAAAUUGAAAUUGAGAAGCGAUUGUCAGUAGACCGUCGGUAUCCUGGUAUGCAUUUUGUUUAG